This is a messenger RNA of Cajanus cajan (pigeon pea), 976 nucleotides long. Lineage: Eukaryota; Viridiplantae; Streptophyta; Magnoliopsida; Fabales; Fabaceae. The record is from RefSeq and is a predicted model, not a curated record.
AAGCACACACACACCCCUCUUCCCUCACAGGAACAGAAUUAAGUCUAAUUUCUUCAUUCCGUGUAGUACUUGAACUCAACCAGACCCCCAUAGUAAUUAAGCAAAGACAGAAGGUAGCAUAUAUGGGAAGUUGUGCAUCUACUGAAUACACAAGCAAAAGUGGAAACCAAAGUUGGCAAUCAACGGUGAACAUAGUUCACUUAGAUGGGAAGCUUGAGCAAUUGAAGGAGCCAACCAAGGCAUGGCAUGUGCUAUCUGAGAACCCAAACUGCUACAUGUGUUGCUCAGAAUCGAUGUAUGUUGGGUUACCAAUGCCCCCUGUGGCUCCAACUCAAGAGCUUCAAUCGGAUCAUAUAUACUUUCUUGUUCCACUUUCCAAAUCACGCGUCCCACUUUCUCUUCAAGACUUGGGCAAUCUAGCCAUCAAGGCUAAUGCAGCUCUUGCUACUUCAAGGCCUAACCACCCAAUCUUUAAAGCCAAUUCACACAAAAAAUUCCGCACCCACCCAACUCUUUCAAACGUUUCUCUCCAAUGUUCCCAUUAGAUUUUCCUAGAUGCCUUUCAAAUUUCAAUGGGAAUUAUAUCCUUGUUCCAGAUUCCACAUGACUGGUAGUGUAUAUAAGUGAGAAAAAUAAUUCUUAUUUUAAUAGCACUUCUUCAUCCAUGUUUUGGGGAUUCUUCUAGAUGAUGUGGUGAAAGUCAAGCUCGAUCGAUCUAUCCUUAGCCCACCAUGUCUGUGUUGCAGACUUGCAGUUUAUUAGAAGUUCUGCAGCAACUUUGGUGAAAUACAGUGAAGAAUUGAAAUAAGGAGAUGGAGACCAGAUUUGAUCCUUCUUCUUUCACAUGUACAAAACUGCAGAAGUACAAGCCAAAUCCAACUUGUAUGCUAUGCUUAGUUAUAGCUAAUAAACAUUUGUGCCAAACAAUUAUUUCAUGUAUUUAAAACAAUUAUGUUGAUCAACUUCGUUCUUUUUA